Molecule: messenger RNA, 2642 nt
Organism: Neocloeon triangulifer
Lineage: Eukaryota; Metazoa; Arthropoda; Insecta; Ephemeroptera; Baetidae
Product: prostacyclin receptor
Exons: 6
Coding region: 337-1542 (401 amino acids)
Biological process (GO): inflammatory response; adenylate cyclase-activating G protein-coupled receptor signaling pathway; positive regulation of cytosolic calcium ion concentration
Cellular component (GO): plasma membrane
Molecular function (GO): G protein-coupled receptor activity
Source: RefSeq, a predicted model, not a curated record
AACAUUCGCAAUUUUCGCAUCCCUAGCUCAGCGGAAAGUGGUUUUCCAAAAAUUACUGUACGCGCCCCAGCGAAUCGCACACAUGCCGCAGCUAUAUAAUAAUUUAUGUAAAGCGGAGACCGAAUGCGCGUACGCAUGGCGCUUCUGAUGAGCAUUCACCUCUGUUUGAAGUCUCCCCUCUCCAGAAAAGGCGCGAGCGGAGGCCUUCGGUGCCGCCUCCGGAGCGCGGGCACGCUCAGUUUCGGUGCGGCCGCCUCCGAGUGACUGUCCGACCCUUUGACCGCCGCCUCCACAGCGGAUUCUGGACCUAGAGACAUGUAGGAAUUUACACUCAAAAUGGUCGGCUCGGUUUUGUCCAAAGUGUCCACGGAAGUCCGCUGGACACUGAACGCCACCAGUUUCUUUGAGCAGCUUGAAAAUACGACCGAGUUUGCAUCUGUGGCACCGUCAGCCACCCCAAGGAGGCAUCUGGGGGUGGCCAUGCAGGCCGUGAUCACAGCCAGCUACGUACUUGGAGUGGUGGGCAACGGCGCAGCUCUGGUGAUUCUGUCCCGAGAGAAAAAGCGCCCAGGCUGGGGACGCAACACCAGCAAGCACCACCUGAUGCUGCGGUGCCUGGCGGGAAACGACCUGGUCGCCCUGUUGGGCAUGUUGGUGCUGAUGCACGCCCAACUGUACCUGCCACCGCACCUGACCGCCACCCAGGGCUACUGCGUCGCCCGACUCAUGAUGCGCGUCUUCGGCCUCGGUUCCGGGGUGGUGGCGCUCGUCAUGGCCGCCGAAAGGUGGUUGGCCCUUUCGCACCCCUUCGUCUACCAACAGCACGUGACGUACCACCUGAUACGGCGCAGUAUUUUCUCUUUAUGGGCCCUAGUGGUGUUGCUCGUCAGUCUGCCGCUGUUCGGUUUCGGCCAAUAUUACAACCCCGGACCACCCCUUCGCUGUGAGAGGUACAGACAGGCAACCGACCCGGCUGGAAUUGCCUAUGCCUAUCUUUUCUUCAGUUUCGGGUCACUGUUGUGCGUGGCCAUCGUGGGCUUCAACCUGGCGGUGGUGCGCGCCCUGUGCAGCAUUGGCCGCCGCUCCAUGCUGGACCGCAGGGUCAGCAGCCGCUCGUCCACGAACACCCAGUCCAACUACCGCAGCCUGGCCGCCUCCAAGUCGCUGGCGGCCACCCACGAGGAGUUGGCCUUUGUGCGCCUAAUGACCGCCCUCUGCGUCAUUUUCCUCGUCUGCUGGAUGCCCCAAAUGAUUGCAAUCCCAGUUUCACGCAUGUACCCUAGUGCGACACCCCUUCUCCGGUUGGCGGACGUGUUGAUGUCCUUCCACUUCUCCCUCGACCCCUACAUUUACGUCCUCCUGCGAUGUCGGCGCCGACCGUGUGUGCAAGCUUUCCUCAAGAUCGUUUGCCGUUCGUCCAGCUUCCGCCACUCCGACCACCCAAUUUCGGACCACCCCUCAAAACACACCACCUCAGACGCCUCCCACACCCCUAAGACGGCUCCCAGACGUCCAGACAUGGUGCUCGAGCACCGAGUUUGAAGUUCUUGGUGCACUAUUACAUACAUUUAUGUGAUUUGCAGACUCGCAGUAAGAGACUACGCCAAAAGUGGUGUGUUUUUUGCGCAAGUUUCUCAAAAAAUUUGCAUCUUAAAAGCUUGACUUUGACAUCUUUUUUGUAGAUUUUAGUCAUUUUUGCAGUUGAAAAUUUUAUGAGAUUUUUUUAGUGAUUUUGCUGAAUUUUGACCAAUAAGCAGUAUUUGGAUUAGAAAAUAUUGAAAUUGAGACUGGUUGAAUUAAUGGCAAAAAUUUAAUGUUACGGGCCUGCAUUAAAAUAAACACGCUUUUUCGAUUUGUUAUAAAAUUUAACUUAUGAGUUCAAAUGCAUUCCAACUUUCUUUAAGUACAAUCAAUAUUAUAUUUUAAGAUCCGACUGUUUCAAUGCUAGUUACACUCACAAAAGAUGUUCAUGUUUUUGCCCUCAUGAAAGAGGCUUUAAUUAAACAACACUAAUUACGUGUAGAGAAAGAGGACAUUAUUGUACGAAACAUGGUAUUGCUCAUAUUGACUUGUUAAAUGUGCUUUAAAAACAAAACUUUUACAAAUCUCACGCACAUACAUUCAAUUGUGAAAAUUUGAAAUAUAAUGGUAAUUGAACAAUUAAUAUAUACAGAAAUAUAUAAUUUUGUAACUUGAUCGAAAGGCUACUGCUGGCACAGAAUGGUAUUUAUUUUUUAAAACUGUACUGUAAAGUGGAAAAAAAUCAAUGUAAUAAAUUCACUCUGGAAAUAGGAAAUAAUACUCUAGUUGUAAAAACAAUAAAUUUACAUUGCUGGUGCUAACUUAGCAAGUGAAAUGUGAAUAUCCCCCAACGUAUUUUUAUGUUAUUGAUAAAGAAAUGUGCAAACUUCCAAGGAGAAGCAUGUAGCAAAAUUUAGUGAGACCAAUUGAUUUGGCUAUAAAAAGCCAGAACAGAAAAUUGUAUUAAUUUUUGAUUAAACUGUCUGCUCUUUUACCACGAUGAAAUAGAUGUAAUUUGACUAUAUGUGAUGUAUGGAGAACAAAAUUCUGCAAGGAGAAAUAUGAAUGUUAAAUUAAUAAUCUUUGUUUGUAGGCAAAUAUCAAAAUAAAAUAAGUCAAAA